This is a messenger RNA of Silurus meridionalis, 2850 nucleotides long. It is a transcript of the gene lacc1, whose product is annotated as laccase (multicopper oxidoreductase) domain containing 1. Lineage: Eukaryota; Metazoa; Chordata; Actinopteri; Siluriformes; Siluridae. The record is from RefSeq and is a predicted model, not a curated record. The coding region runs from base 550 to 1833 and encodes 427 amino acids. Gene Ontology annotation, molecular function: copper ion binding. The transcript is spliced from 5 exons.
CAAAAAAAAAAAAAAACUUCAUGAUUAAAAAACAAGCCAUAGCAUGUGAUUUAUUUUCGUUUGUAAUAUAAUCAAAUGUCACAAAAUGUUUUGGGGAAAAUGAGAAGACACUUCUAUUAUUGUGAAAGGUGAAUUCUGUUGCAGAACAAUGUGUCAAUCACUACCACCAACAGGAGAAAAGCGCUGAUGUCGUGUUUAUUAUUUUUUUUAUUAGAGCCAAGACCGUUUUUCUUCAUGCAUGUAGUUUGAGGCUCACAAUCUCCUAAAAUAAUCAUAACUUGAUGAUCUUCUUGUCCGGUCAGGACUUUCCGAAAAGGGCGGUGUGUAGUCAGCUUACAGGAAGUGUUCGCGUUAGUACUUCCACUCACAGCUAGCUAUAUAAAGUCCACAUUUACAGCCGGUUCCAAAUAAACUUGAGAGAAGCGCUACAGAAGACAAACAUCUCACAAGCCGGAAUCAUCAACCCUAUGCCGGUGUUUUGACGCCACCCCGACCCUCAGCUGAAUGGUAGAGCAUUGUGCGGGUUUUUGGUAACCGCUCCAUGCUGAGAUGGCUGAAGUCAUUCUGGCGGAUCUGGUUCAUCCUAACUGUCCUCGGUACAGCCAGUGCGUGGAGAAGCGCGUGAACAAGUUGCUCAGCGCUCUCGGAAGUGGCACGAGCGAGCCCGUUUACCUCAUUGUGCAGCAGCACGCGGACUGCUCGGAGGAAAUCACCGAGAGCUCGCUUUUGGAGAAAUGCGCCGGUCUGAACAGACGUGUGCACGUGCUAACCGAGAGCAGUUCCGUAGCCGCGCUGUACGCGUUCAAGCGCGCCGCGGACCAGCUGACUGUUACGCGAGUGCACGUGAUGACGUGCAGCGCGCGGCGCGCCGAGCUGCAGGAGUGUGAGCAGCAGCUCUUCACCGAGCUCUACACCUUCACCUACAGCAGCGUGCUGGACUGCAACUCCUGCCCAUUCGCACAGAUUACCAACUGCUCCCAGUUUACCCAGCACACCCAGUUUAAAGAGCAGAUCAGCGACUUCCUACAGCGCCUCCCAGCGCUCCGGGGAGAAAUCACCCUCCUGAAGUCUUCACUCAUCCCAGACUGCUUUGCACACGGUUUCACCACAAGAACAGGAGGAAUUUCCUACAUAAACACACUGGGCUCUCUAAACCUGUUCAGCAGUUCCCGUCGCAGAGACUCACGUGCCGUAGUGGCUGAGAAUUUACGCCGGCUUGGCCAAUAUGCUGGCUUUCAGCCUCACCACUUCCACCUCUCCAAGGUUAACCAUGCCAAUGAUGUGUGGGUGAUGAAUAAACCAGAACCCGAGACCUAUGAUGGCAUUGUGACUAAUCAACCAGGUGUUGUAAUAGCAGCCCCAGGAGCUGACUGCAUGCCUCUGCUUUUUGCUGACACUGUGAAGAAGGUCAUUGGAGUAGCACAUGCAGGCUGGAAGGGAACGCUCAUGGGAGUUGCCAUGGCAACAGUAAAUGCCAUGGUGCGGGAGUUCGGCAGUGAGCUUGCUAAUGUAGUAGCUGUGAUUGGACCUUCUGUUGGACCCUGCUGUUUCAUUCUGGAACAAAAUUCAGCUAGAAAAUUCCAAACUAUCCACCCAGACUGUGUCAGAGACAUGGAGUCCCCCAUGCCUUACGUGGAUAUCAGGCUUGCCACUAGAAUUCUUCUGGAGAAAGGAGGUCUCCUACCAGAGAAUAUCCAGGAUAACACAGUGACAAAUAGACCCAACAUCACCCUCUGCACCUCCUGCAAUCCUGACUCAUUUUUCUCUCAUGUUAGAGAUGGCCUCAACUUUGGCACUCAGAUUGGUUUCCUAUGGAUUAAGGAGCCCCAUUAGCUUAAACAAUCAUAUCUGUAGAAUCAGUGCUUAUACUACACAAUUUUUGAUUACAGCUGCAAAAAGCUAUUUCUAUUAUCGUCUAUGUAUAGUACUUAUGAAUCUGAUGUUUACAUUUGGGUGUAAGAUGUAUGCAUUUAGAGAUCAAUUGAAGACUUAUUGCUUCUAUAGCAGUUACCUCAUUUCAUAGUUUCUUAAUACUGAGCCCGAGUGACUUUUUAAAGAAACAUUUUUGCAGUUUGCAUUCCAAAUUUGAGUAAGAGGUAAAUGAUGCAGUUAUUUUUAUUGUGCUGAAUGCUUUGAUGAUUUGCAACAAUUAACACACUGUUGUUUGAAUUAAGUAAUACAAACAUUUGUUAGCAGCACCUCUUGACAUUCUCCCUGUAAAUGUACACUGCAUACCACACUAAUUCACAAUUACACAAUAAUACACAAUUCUCUAGGGACCUGCGAUAUUAAUUUCCUAUAGAAUAUAAUUUUCAGUAGCUGAUCUAUGUAGGGCAGUUCAGCAUAUGUGUGCACAGUGAUGGACAGCCAUUGUACAGAAACUGCCAGAUGUACUAUAGUAGAUAUUAUUACAUUAAUAGCAAAAUAUCACUUUUAAACAUGGAUGAAAUAUAAAUGGGGUGGCUUUGCUGUUGCCUUUCAGUUCCAGGGACAACAGUUUGAUCCUGAGUUUAGAAUGGACUUUGGCCAAUGUCCAAAAGGGUUUCACCAGAGAUAUACAGUUUCCUCUUACCAAACAAAAAACAUGCUACAAGGUGGACUGCCAUUUCUAAAGUUCUGAAUAUGUCUGCAGUGUUUCCUGUGUUGGACAUCUAUGGCAUUUAAGAUAAAGCAGUAUAUAUGUAAAUACAUAAUUGAAUGAAUGAAUGAAUGGUAAAAACUGGUGUCGAUAAUAUUAACAGGAAAUUAUGCCACAGAACAACAAAUGUAAAAUCAUUUUUGACUAACUCUCCUCCUGUGUUGUGUGUACAGUUCUAGUAUGAAUGUGUAUAAUUAAAAGGAUUAAAUAUA